AGCGAUCGGCAGCAUUCGUUUUCCCUCCAAAUAAAUGGAAGGCAAGGCAAUGGGCACGGCGUAAAUAUUUAAAAGAACGUUUCCCUUGAGACUCGAGACAAACGGGAAUGGAGAUCUGAAAGAAUCUAAGGGGUGGGAGACUUUCCUCGUUGAUGAGACCCGAGUCCCGCGCGACGAGAGCAAGGAAAAAGACUCAAGACUCACCUUUUGUCACCGUUGGUGGCUUCUGGAAUGACGCGCCUCGAGCACGGUCCCGAUCAACGGCAUUAGCGGUAUCGCAUCGACAUCCAUUCAGGCACACGAUGUCCGCCAAGGGCAGCCCGUCCACUUCCAAGGUCUGUUCCUUCUGCAAUUCGAAAGAGGACAAUGAGGUGGAGUACGGAAAGAUCUACGAGCACGAUGGGAUCGUUACGCACUACUAUUGUCUGCUCUUGUCCUCGAACAUGGAACAGAAGGGAAAUGACGACGAAGGCAUACUCGGAUUCCUGGCGGAAGACAUACAAAAAGAGCUUCGCAGAGGAAAGAAAUUGCCGUGCUCGUACUGCAAGAAAAUCGGUGCUACUUUGGGCUGCUGUAAUGUAAAGUGUAAACGGAUUUUCCACUUUCCCUGUGGCUUGAAAGCUGGUUCUCUACAUCAGUUUUUCGGUGAAUUUAGAUCGUACUGUGUAAAUCAUAGGCCGAAACAAAAGAUCGACGAUCAGAUUUUAAAGCAAAUUCGCUCUGUAGAUAGUGUAUUAUGUUAUAUUUGUUAUGACAAAAUUAACACUAAUGACUUUGUGAAGACCUUGUGGGCCCCCUGUUGUAGAAAGGACGCGUGGUUUCAUCGUAAUUGUGUUCAGCAACUUGCUUUAAGCGCAGGAUAUUUUUUCAAGUGUCCCUUAUGUAACAAUAAGAAAGAUUUUCAAAAGGCUAUGCAGGAGUACGGUAUUUUCGUGCCGAGCCAAGAUGCUUCGUGGGAAUUAGUACCAAACGCAUUCGAAGAGCUUUUGUACAGGCACGAUCAGUGCGACGCACCAAAAUGUCUCUGUCCAAAGGGAAGGAAGCAUAUAAGUAACAAUGCUAAAUGGGAGUUGACGCUAUGUCGAACUUGCGGUUCGCAAGGCAUCCAUAUGGCUUGCGGACAGUUAAUUUGGGCUAAUCCGGCAUGGGAAUGCGAGGAGUGUACUUCCAUAUUGAGUAAUUCCAAACACAAUGAAGCACAUACAAGACUGGGCGAUAGUUCUGAAAUAGUUGGUUCUAGUCAAAAUAAAGAGCCUGAUCCAGACGUACAAUUAGAUUCAAGCUCGGACUCAGAUUUAUUUUUAGAUUCAGAUUUGAACAGUGAUGCAGAAACAGAUAUCUCUGUAGGAACUGAAUUGCCCACACGAUUAUUGUCUAACAGUUCACCUUCCACCUCUUUGCUGGAUUCUGUUGCGGACACUAGCGUGCGACCUGGGCCACGAUCUUUUAAGUUGCAACAAGAAAUGAUCAAGCUAAGCAAAUGCUUGGAAUUGACAAAUACUGAAAGGAAUGUAACUACUGAGGUCAGUCCAAAAAAUAUCAACGAAUCAUCAAAUAAUGACGAUGACAAAAAGGAGCUAUCGACUGUUCUUCCGCAAGAAAAUAAGGUAAUUGGUUCUCAAGAAAAAAGACAGUCGUCUAGCAAAAAUGAGGAAAAAUCUCAACCGACUCGGAAGGAGGCGGAUGUUAUCACACUUGAUGAAAGUGACGAUGACGAGGUGCAGCUUGUUACGGUAAAACGAAGAAUAAAUGUACCUACGCUUCAAUCAGGUAGCUCGCGGGACUCUUGCGCAUCGACGUCGAAGAAGACUGAAACGCUAUUAAAAUCGCUAUUAAACACAAAAAAAAAAUCUGCAACAUCCAAGAGCCAAAAUGUAAUGACAUUAGAUUUAGCGAAAAAUGAUAAUAUCAAUGUACCAAAACCUAUAUCAGAGCCAGAGGCUUCGAGCAAAAAUGUAUCUACCAUCUCGGAUCAACUCGGUGUAGCAGCGGCACGAAAAUCCACGUUAGAUCUAGUUGCUUCGAAUGGUAAUAAUUUGGAGGAAACAAAUGUGGCUGGUACAGACGAUACAGACGAAACGUCUGUUAUGAAUAUCAAAAUUACUAACGUUACUUCUUUGCCACCUGAAGUCUUCGAGAGUGUACCUGAUGUAUGCGAUAACGUCACAUUUAAGAAUAGCACCUCGUCUAUAUCUGCAGAUACAGUGUAUACGCAACUUUUGACACGUGACGACCUUACCGUAUCGACGAAGCGUAGCUUGCACGAAGCGAGUGACGCUAUUGACAACCACAAGAAGAUUAAAAGAAACAGUUUUGACGAAAGCGUUAUUUUCACAAACAAAAUAAAUAAUAUAAUGAAUCCAAAUCACACAAUUAAUAGUACAAAUAAGCAGCAAAACGAAAGCACAUCUUUAAGAAAGUCCAGCGAGAUUGGAAAAAAUGAUAGUCUCUUGAAAUGUACAUCCAUAACUACAAACGGCAUUGCUAUUCCGAUGUUAAACGAACCUACAAACAGCAUUACUAUUCCGCUGUCAAAUAAUCGUAACUUGUCUGCACAAUCCAUGCCGCUUCAUAAGGAUGAUGUGCAUCAUGUCCAGUGCAGCAUAUCAGGAAACAAUGUGUCCGUUAACGCACAACAAAGCAAAGAAAAUUCUGUUGCACAUAGAAGUACGGAAUAUCUGGCCAUUGGCAAGAACAAUCCAGUUUAUUUGCAAAUGCCGAUUUAUCUGCAGCAAAUACCAAACCCAUUUGCAAUUAGUCAAAGUGCGGUAACGCCAGAGAAAACAAAUGUAUAUACUGCUAUACCAUCGAGUAGCAUAAUUCUGCCGCGCGUGACGGAUAAUAUCACUGUGCUUAGCAAUCAACCUAUGCUUAGCAACCCAACUGUGGUUUUAAAUCAACCAAUAAUGGCCAGUGUAACUGCGCCCAUUCUGACCAACGCUCAAUUAGCUGUAAAUCAGCAAGAAGCUGCCUCGAAGGGAAAUAUAUUCGUUACUACAUCCAGUGCUGGGAAUGAUUCCUCAAACAAAUCCUACUGUGACGGGGAUGCAGGCACCCGGCCUGCUGAGGUCGAUUCGGCCGGCCAGAAGAGGGACGACCCAUCAAGUGACUUCCAUAGGAGUGUGGCCGUCAGACACGACAUUGAUACCCAUAGGGUCUUCCCCCAAGUCACCAACAAUCACAACACCUGUCAUCAACCUAGACUGAUACCGCGCUACAUGAAUUUGCAGGACCUUAAAUUUCAAGUCGGCGAAUCCAACAACAUUCAGAUGAUUCUGUACGAUACGUUUUCCGUAAAUGUCCCGAUGAAGAAACCCAGGGAGAGUAAGAAUCGAUCGGCUACAUCACGGAAGUCGAGAGAAUCGUCCAUCCUUGCGUCUCGUAGAGCUUCGUGCAGUUCAGAUCAUAUCGACAAUAUCCCGGCUGAGGGCCAGCGUUCCGACAAGCUUUUCCGCUCUUCGAAGAAUGGGAGUUGUUCAAUUAACGACAAAAGUACAUGCGCUAGGUACGUAGCGCACGGUCAGGACGACACUAAAGAGAAUUUAGAUCCGAUCAGAUCCAGAAUGCUUUCGCGUAGCGAUACAUUUGAUGAUGUAAAUUCGAUGAACAAUGUUGAUGACGCAGUGACUAUGAGUGAUCGUUUCUGUGGCGAGAACAACAAUGAGACCCGUCGCGUUUCCAGUGAUACUAAUUUAAGUGUAGUAAAUGAAACAAUUUAUAAUACGAAUGUAGAUAGCGUUACGGACGGCGUAACAUUCGUUCCGAACAAUUGCAACCAGGGUUUAGAGGGUGUACAGCAGCAUAAAGCGUCCAAUCAUUCGCGCAACGCGAUUUCCGCGUCUGCAGAAGAUAGGCCCGGGGCUCGGCUAUUUUGUAAGGAGAGUAAUGGGCUAAUACACAGUGUCGAUUUUGAUUUGAACGUUGUUAACAUGAAUAAAAAUGUUGAGAAAUUAUCGCAAGAUGAUAUCACUGUUCCGACAAGUCGGCAUGUUAACGGCGAUAGAAUCGGCAAUAAUCAUACAGAUGAUUCUCCAACGUUAUGGAACGGUUACAAACCUUUAGAUAGUACGAACGUUAUGAGACCGAAGGUUAAUAAUCAGAAUAUCGCGCGCGUUUCGAACAUUACGAGAUUUAACGAACAUAGUAUCCUGAAUAAGCAGAUCGAUGCGUGCGAUUCUAGAAAAUUUAUUCGAUGUGUAGGGUUGCAGGAGAAUACCGUGCGUCGUAAUGGCGAGACCAGAGCGAAAAAUGAUGAUUUUUGUCUCAAAGUGAGCGUAGACUUGUCUAAGAUACAAAACCUAAUCGAUUCAAAACCGGAAUUGUUUGAAAAUCGAAAGCAUAACGCUAACGAUCAGCGGUGUAAACGCACGAGUCGGUUACCCGGCCUGGAUGACUGUGCUCGACAACAGGUAAGAUAUUAUUGUGAUAUUGAGAGCAAUGACAAUAUCGGCAAUUGCUUGCCCAGAGGUAGGGAAUUACAGAAGUCAAAUUAUACGUGUAACGUCGAACGCAUGCAACAAGACGUUUUCCCCGGGGCGAAUACGUUCCUACGGUAUCAGAAAUCAAAUCAGGGAAUUACAGACUUCGAUAAGGAUGUCUUGGACAGGUAGCGUUAACAUAGAAUACUCUGUAUGAUAAAAUUGAUAAAAAAAAAUAUGGGCACUGUAAAGCAGAAAUUGUUGAUAGUUAUAUUUUAAAUAACUUGUAAAAUAUG
Molecule: messenger RNA, 4714 nt
Organism: Temnothorax curvispinosus
Lineage: Eukaryota; Metazoa; Arthropoda; Insecta; Hymenoptera; Formicidae
Exons: 16
Coding region: 153-4610 (1485 amino acids)
Cellular component (GO): nucleus
Source: RefSeq, a predicted model, not a curated record